This is a messenger RNA of Andrographis paniculata, 680 nucleotides long. Its product is annotated as 60S ribosomal protein L27-2-like. The transcript has a single exon. Bases 60 to 467 code for a protein of 135 amino acids. NCBI's taxonomy places the organism in Eukaryota, Viridiplantae, Streptophyta, Magnoliopsida, Lamiales, Acanthaceae. Gene Ontology annotation, cellular component: cytosolic large ribosomal subunit; ribosome. Gene Ontology annotation, molecular function: structural constituent of ribosome. Gene Ontology annotation, biological process: translation. The record is from RefSeq and is a predicted model, not a curated record.
ACAUUUCAAAACCCUAAUCCGGAGCGCAUCCUCUCCCACCGACCGACGACGCACCGAAAAUGGUGAAGUUCCUGAAGCCAAACAAGGCGGUGAUUCUCCUCCAGGGGCGAUUUGCCGGGCACAAGGCCACAAUCGUGAAGAAUUUUGAUGACGGCACGAGGGACAGGGCGUACGGACACUGCCUUGUGGCCGGCGUUGCCAAGUACCCUAGCAAGGUGAUCCGCAAGGAUUCCGCCAAGAAGCAGGCGAAGAAAUCGCGCGUCAAGGCGUUCAUUAAGGUUGUCAACUACAACCACAUCAUGCCGACACGCUACACGCUCGAUGUCGAUCUCAAGGAUGUCGUGUCCGGCGACGCGUUGGUGUCUCGUGACAAGAAAGUGACUGCUUGCAAGGAGAUCAAGGCCAGAUUCGAGGAGCGGUUCAAGACUGGGAAGAACCGUUGGUUUUUCUCGAAGCUCAGGUUCUGAGGUGAAAAUCUCUUCGGUACGUUUUGUCCGACUUGUUUUUGUUAGCUUUUGUUCUUAUUUUUCAGAUGAUUUUGCUACUCGUUAUGGAUUAUAUCUAUCUGAAUUCUGUUUGAACUUGAUAUGGAUUGUGUUCUGAUUUCCUUAUUUAUUGUUCUACAGUUGAAAUUUUCGGCAUGUUGCUCAUGAAAUAGAAUCUAUUUAUCUUCGUUUUCA